AUGUUUGCGACACUCGCCAGAAGGGCUGCACAGGGCUCCAAGACCCAGUCCAGUGCCGAGUACAUCCGCAUGAUCAAGGAGCUCUACCCGACCAAAAAGGUCUGGCCGCCAGAUUUCCAGAAGCUGUCGCCGCAGGAGCAGCUCAAGUUUGAGAAGAAGUUCAAGAGGAGGCUGGCCAUCAAGGCUGAACGGCCGGCAUGGGACAAGACCAUCAAGCUGGCGCAGCUUUUCACCGUCACAACUGUUAUCAUAUACUCGGCUCUGUUCAUGGACUGGAAGCAGGAGCACCAGCCAUUUGAUGGCGUAGGUCUAGUCUACUAUGCAAGCCGCUCAAAGAUCACGUCGUGA
Diaporthe batatas is the source of this 348-nucleotide messenger RNA. RefSeq lists its product as uncharacterized. Lineage: Eukaryota; Fungi; Ascomycota; Sordariomycetes; Diaporthales; Diaporthaceae. The coding region runs from base 1 to 348 and encodes 115 amino acids. The record is from RefSeq and is a predicted model, not a curated record. The transcript is spliced from 2 exons.